AUGGACGUUGCUUUGGUUGAGUAUGCGCAUCGGCAACGAUUCAACGCCUGGUGCCAAAAGGCGGGCUCUCCGCCGUGCAAGUCCAAGCAACUGUUUACCGCCCCCACGGGCAAGAUCGCCACGAGCAGCCUCAAGUGGCCGCUGAUCGUCUCGCCUACUCCGACUCCCCUGACGCAGAUCUCGUACGACCCCACGAAGUCGUUGAACCGGUACUCCGUUGCCGGUGCCAACAUUGCCGUGGAUAAAGCGUUGUACCCGAACCGGACGAUGUUGCCGUCGCCUUACACCAACAGCCCCCUUAAGUCGAUGUCGCCGGGGGGGACCACCGUGUGGUGGCGGUGGGUGCGGGGGAAAGCAAGAUCCAGGUCCAAGCGCAGCAUCAUCGGCGUCAACAUCGAGGACGAAGUGUGGUUCUCGCCCAAGAUCCUGCCCUCCCAGGCGUGGGUGCAGAUCAGUGGCCAAAUUUACAAGAGCGUGUCGUUGGACAAUGGCAAAUUUGUCAUCAAGACAUCCAGCCCCAACUGGACCCAACUGAAUGGCGGGCUGAGGCAGGUCGUGGUGGCGAACGGACGCCUCGUGGGGCUAGAUCUGUGGAACCAACUGUUUACCGCCUCCACGGGCACUAUCAAGUUGCAGCUCAUUCUGCCCCCUCCGACUCUCCUGUCGCAGAUCCCUUAUGACGGCCAACGCGUGUGUGGUAUUACGACGGCUAGCACGAUUCUCCGCACCGCGUUCGACCCAUCGAAGCCGUUCGACUGGUACUCCGUGCCAGGCUCCAACAUUGCGGUGGUGUCGGUCCAAGGGGACAACGUCCCCGACUACUACGCUAGCCCCGACUACUACGCUAGCCCCAACGACUACGGUGGCACCAACUACUACGCUAGCGCUUACCACGACAGUGGCUCCAACAACAAUUCAACAACUACAGCGGCGCCAUCUCCCACCUUGGCUCCAACGGAUGGCGAAAUUCGAUCGAAAGCAUUCUGCUGA
Molecule: messenger RNA, 990 nt
Organism: Aphanomyces astaci
Lineage: Eukaryota; Oomycota; Saprolegniomycetes; Saprolegniales; Verrucalvaceae
Exons: 5
Coding region: 1-990 (329 amino acids)
Source: RefSeq, a predicted model, not a curated record